Molecule: messenger RNA, 4214 nt
Organism: Syngnathus typhle (broad-nosed pipefish)
Lineage: Eukaryota; Metazoa; Chordata; Actinopteri; Syngnathiformes; Syngnathidae
Gene: camkk1a
Product: calcium/calmodulin-dependent protein kinase kinase 1, alpha a
Exons: 17
Coding region: 445-1965 (506 amino acids)
Biological process (GO): protein phosphorylation; activation of protein kinase activity; CAMKK-AMPK signaling cascade
Molecular function (GO): protein kinase activity; ATP binding
Source: RefSeq, a predicted model, not a curated record
UUCCCGUGUGCACUGUGCAGCAGGCAGUGAGACAAAGCGGCGAGUGCUUUUCAGGCGUGCGGCUUGCAGCUACAGCGUGCAGGAGCUGGCCGCAGCCGGCGGCUCGCUUUCUGCAGAAUCCGAACGCAGUGGGAGGAGGGAAGGUUCGGCGUGGGCUCGCUGUGUCACCGGAAGAAAAGAGAAGGGCGUCAAAACAUGGGACGCGUCGCAGGUCUGCAGCCGGAGGUUCUGAUUCGUAUCUAACCAGGGAGGACGUGCGUUUGUGUGUGCGCGCCGAGAGGACGGACACAUCCCUGACCGGACAGCACCCUCCCUUUGGGUCAACGCAAGAAGAGGAUCGACGCUUUGGCUCUCGCAAACGCCAGCUGCUCCACUUCUCAUUGAUGCUGGUGGAGGCUCAGCCUUUCAAUUGCCGCCAGCACCGAGCCCACCUCUACUCCCGCCAUGGCGACGAGCAGCGAGUCUGGCGUCCAAAGGCUGGAGUCCAGUUCUGAGGGAAAAAGCAGCAGUCUCACGGACAUCCUGGCCGCCAUGUCCACGGAAGAUGUGGGUGGUUCUGUGAGAAAUGGAUGCGAUCAGCUGGAUAGGGAUCAGGCCAAAAGGACUCAGGCUUCACGUCCUCAGUUGAGCGGGAGGAAGUUGUCUCUCCAGGAGAGAGGUACUUACCUCUCCUCUGGAGGGGGUUACACACAGAUCUCCCCCCGGGUGGCUCGAAGGCCCACAGUGGAGUCCAAACGCGUGUCCAUAUCAGACUCUCAGGAUUGUAUCCAGUUGAACCAAUAUAAGUUGAAGAGUGAAAUUGGAAAGGGUUCCUAUGGUGUGGUGAAACUCGCAUACAACGAGGAUGAUGACAAACAUUAUGCCAUGAAAGUGGUGUCCAAGAAGAAGUUAAUGAAGCAGUGUGGUUUUCCACGUCGUCCACCUCCAAGAGGACCCAAGGCAGUUCAAGGAGAGCAGCCCAAAUUCUUGGGACCACUAGAAAGGGUCUACCAAGAGAUCGCUAUCCUGAAAAAGCUCGAUCAUGUCAACAUUGUUAAACUAGUGGAGGUGCUGGAUGAUCCUUCGGAGGAUAAUCUUCACAUGGUAUUCGAGCUGAUGCCCAAAGGGCCAGUGAUGGAAGUACCCACAGACAAUCCGUUGUCAGAGGAGCAGGCAAGGUUAUACUUCCGAGACGUCAUACUUGGUAUUGAGUACCUGCACUACCAGAAAAUUGUACACCGAGACAUCAAGCCUUCUAAUUUGUUACUGGGGGACGACGGCCAUGUGAAGAUUGCGGAUUUUGGAGUGAGCAACCAGUUUGAGGGCAAAGAUGCUUUGCUGUCCAGCACGGCUGGCACUCCUGCAUUCAUGGCGCCGGAGACGUUGUCAGAUAAACGCAAAAGCUUCAGUGGAAAAGCGCUGGAUGUUUGGGCUAUGGGAGUCACUCUGUACUGCUUCAUCUUUGGAAAGUGCCCAUUUAUCGACGAGUACAUAUUGGCUUUGCACAGUAAGAUAAGGACCAAAUCUGUGGAUUUCCCUGAAAUACCAGAAAUCAAUGAAGAGUUGAGGACUUUGAUCUUGCGGAUGUUGGACAAGAACCCAGACACUCGGAUCACCAUCGCUGAGAUCAAGAUGGACCAGUGGGUGACUCAGGGUGGUAGCGACCCCCUGCCUUUAGAGGAGGAGCACUGCUCUGUGGUGGAGGUGACAGAAGAAGACAUUAAGAACUCGGUCAAGUUUGUCCCCAGUCUCUCCGCUGUGAUCUUGGUGAAAGCCAUGUUGAGGAAACGCUCCUUCAGUAAUCCGUUUGAAUGUCCCAGUCGGAGGGAGGAGAGGUCCAUGUCUGCACCCGGAAGUUUGCUCAUGGAUUCUUGGCCUUUCCGGCCAUCUUUAAAACUGCACCCAUCACUCAGAAAGAGCAGCACUGGUGAUGGACCCAGAGAAGGAGAGCUGGAGGACUUGCAUGAAGAUGAAACCUCCUCUUGAAUUUUCUUCUUUUUUUUUUUUCCCCCCCUUUGCUUCAAGCACUGUGCGCUUGUCACUUUGUCUUCUACGCAGCAGGCACGGAACUUCUAUAUUUUGCUUUUUAUACCGAGACUUGCUUUUAUUUGCACUUGUUGGCUUCAGAGAGAGAGACACUUUCUUUUUUUAUGAUUACAGUUUGACCAAUUUUCCUUUUUAUAUUUUGGACCGUGUGUCUUUGAGGGAAUGACGACAGGACUUUUCAUUUUUAACCAACGAUGGCUUAUUUUAUUAUGUAGAUGUCUAGAGGUUUCCACAACGGUUUACUCAUUUAUUGCCUUCGUUGCUCUGACGCUCGAAGUUUCUUGCGACAACCCGCUUUUGAAAGCAGAGCUUCAUUUCAUUUUAUAAUAACUAUUCCAUACUUCAGAUUUAGUAUGUGGACAUUUAUAAGAACUUAGCAUGAUUUUGCUAUCUUUCACCUCCACUGAUUUGGAAUGAAAUAAUCAGGCUCAAGUGGAGACUUUGACAAAAAUAUGUCAUUUAGGAAUUCCCACGAUUUAUGCAGAGUACCUCGUUUGCAUUUUAAUGCUUGAAUGGAAAUCAUCUGGAGUAAGUGUUUGAGGUCAGAAGCCCAUAUGUCGCCAAAUUCCAACUCGUCCCUUAAAUCUCAUAUGAGGAUUGGCAGUGAGAUUUUUUUUUGUUUCUUCAAAUUUUAUUCUGGUUUUUCUAUUUUUCCCUUGCGUGGAAUUUAACUGGAAUUAUUUCCAAUGUUGUCAUCGGCUGCUACUAGCAAAAGAGAGUUCCAUUGACGAGGUGCAUUUCAAAGUCCCGAAUAGUCAUAGAUUUGCACUCCAGCUUGCCUGAUUAAUAAUAAUAAUACAUUUUAUUUAUAAGGCGCCUUUCAAGGCACUCAAGGUCGCCGGAAGAUUAGAAACGGGGACCGCUUUUGUCACUCCUCCAGUAAAAGUAAACAAGGGAGCGAUGCUAGAAUAGAACGGACAUAGGAAAGUGGUUUACAUAUUUAUUCAGUUCACAGAAUCAUAAAUACUGCUCACAGCCGGACCGCUAUUGCUUCAAGGCAGACUCAUAUCUUAAUGUGCGAUUCUGAAAAAUGUGGCUGUAUCUUAGCGAUGAGGGGAUCCCUCAAAGAAGGACUUUUACAAUUCUUUUGAAAUGAUCAAGCCUAUUUUGUAUGCAAAACAUUCAAUGUAAAUAUGUGUUGAAUUGUUGUGUGCUAGCGCGUCUUUUGUCCAAACACUCAGGCUGCUCAUCACUCUGCUUGCACUUUACAUGACUCCAUUUACAUAUUUUGACAUGGAAGAGCGUGGAUCCCCCCUUUAAAAAAGAUGCUUUACUCGUUGCUGCUUAUUUGCUUUGAAUAUAUUUUAUGUGAAUAUUUCAAAGUUUUCAACUGUAAAAUUAGCUAAUAAAUGUGUCACAAACUACUGAGGCGCUGAUGUGCAUAAGUGAUGAUUUUUUAAAUUUUUUAAUUUGUCAGUAAACUUCUUGAGUCAGGAUAUAUUAGAAGAAGCCUUUGUGGUAUUCUGCAGGUCUGAGAUAAAUAAAUAACCUGCAUGUUUGCUUUUCUGUGAGUCCUUGAUAAAGAAUUUAAUACUUGCGGGAAUGCAUGUUGUUGAGCAUUUGUACCCAGCGGCAUCUUAUGUACAUAGUUAAUGUAUUCAAAGUACGAAAACAGUGCGUUCAAAGGAGAAAAGAAAUAAAUGGAUGCUGUAUUGAAAGUGUUUCGGGGGUCAACUAAAAAUGUAGGAAUAUGAGCUUGCUGCUGUGUAUUUGACUGUCCUAUUAUUCCACGUGGAAGGUCUGUGUUGUGUCGUUUUGUACAUUACUGCAUGUACAGCGCUUAACACAUUUGUUCGACCACCAUCAAGGCUUUUUACAUGGUUUGUUUUUACCAUUUUGAACAAGGACUUGGAAUUUAUUAGAUCUAAAUUUAAUCAAUCAUACCAUUCCACCACUAAAAUAAUUGUCCCCCAGAAAAUCUAGAAUAAAAUGUGCUUAUUUUUUGGGGGGAAGGGGUAAAUUUGAAAAUUCAACAAUGACAAUUAUUUUAGCAUCAAGCAUAUAUUUGUGUUCCUACUGCAUUACACAAAGCUGAAUUAUCAUUUUGGUGGUCCAAUUUGUUAAGCACUGCAUGCAGCAGUCACAUUGUAAAUAUGUACUUUAUACAGUAUAUAUGCAAACAAAGCUAUUUUUGCAUGCCUUUUGUACACCUUGAUUUAAGAGACAAUAAAAUUGAAACACAUUCCAAA